Messenger RNA from Mizuhopecten yessoensis (Yesso scallop), 2993 nucleotides. Its product is annotated as nuclear receptor subfamily 2 group E member 1-like. The coding region runs from base 213 to 1364 and encodes 383 amino acids. Gene Ontology annotation, biological process: anatomical structure development; positive regulation of transcription by RNA polymerase II; cell differentiation. Gene Ontology annotation, molecular function: RNA polymerase II cis-regulatory region sequence-specific DNA binding; zinc ion binding; nuclear receptor activity. The record is from RefSeq and is a predicted model, not a curated record. The transcript has 8 exons. NCBI's taxonomy places the organism in Eukaryota, Metazoa, Mollusca, Bivalvia, Pectinida, Pectinidae.
GUCACUCGAAUGCGCCGUGUUAAGUAAGGAAAGGUGUCCCAGGUGUAUGGGGGUAAAGGAUAGCACCAGGUAUACUAUACACAGGUGUUCAUUGUUGAUGAGUCUAUUACGACAUUACCUUGAUAUCAUACUUACCUGUAAUUUACCUGGGCUACAACUCAUCACGAGACAUAGUGAGGUGAACUUCAAGUUGUUGUGUGACUGACCACCAAAUGACCAUGAACAACAAAACACCCCCCGUAUCAAGCCGGAUUCUCACAGAUGUUCCAUGCCGUGUCUGCCAGGAUCAUUCAUCGGGAAAACACUACGGAAUAUUUGCCUGUGACGGAUGUGCUGGGUUUUUCAAGAGAUCGAUACGACGAAACAGGCAGUAUGUGUGUAAAUCUAGAUCUCAAAACAAUUGUCCGGUAGACAAGACACACAGGAACCAGUGUAGAGCCUGCCGUCUCAACAAGUGCGUCAAAGUCGGCAUGAACAAAGACGCCGUUCAACACGAAAGGGGCCCUCGUAGUUCAACACUUCGUCGCCAGGUGGCAAUGUAUCUGAGGGAAUCGUCUGAGUUAAGUUCCAUGAUGGCGAGCACUCCCCUCCCGCCCCCGUACUUUCCUGGCGGUUACUAUCUUAAGCCGGUGUGUGACAGUAUAUCUAUCCCGGUCAGCGCUCAUGAACAUCCAAUACUGUCACAUCCAGGGAUGAUCAUCCAACCAACGCCUAGGUAUCCACAAGAACUGUUGCCAGGUUAUCUUAACAACCCGGAAACGAUAUGUGAAGUGGCCGCUCGUCUGUUGUUCAUGAGUAUAAAAUGGACGAAGAAUGUACCUGCCUUCAUCGGCCUGCCACAACGUGACCAGACAAUACUGCUGGAGGAGAGCUGGAAAGAACUGCUCGUCCUCAAUAUCUGCCAGUUUCAACUUCCGGCAGAGGCUCUUCUGGGUGCAGCUGGGAGACAUCCAGAGGCCGCAGGGGGGUCAGAACAGAUUUCCUCUAUUGUAACGGAAAUCAGAUCACUUCAGGAAACGAUGACCAAAUUCAAAUUUCUCAAUGUCGAUCCCACGGAAUAUACGUGUCUCAAAGCCAUAGUUCUCUUUAAGACAGGAAUACACAGGUCUCCAAAUGACAUCAAGACUCUUCGGGAUUUCCACGCUGUUGCUACGCUGCAGGAUCAGGCUCAACUCACACUGAACAAGUAUAUCGAAACCGCAUAUCCGUCACAGCCUUUCCGGUUCGGAAAGUUACUUUUACUACUUCCGUCUCUCAACGCCAUUUCCGGAAAGACAAUUGAGGAAAUGUUUUUUAAGAAAACUAUUGGCCAUAUCCCGAUUGAAAAACUUAUAAUUGACAUGUUUAAGUCAGGAGAAAUUUAAAUUUAAAUUUAAACAGAACGCAGAGAAAAGAGACAAUGUUCUGGUUUCAGAAUUAAACCGUUGAGUGCAGUUUUAGACAGCACUAAAAUAGCGCGCCCUGUUGUCUCGCCGUGUUAAUGAGGUCAUAGGUUAGUGAUCUAUAUGUUCAAUGUAUGGGAAACGGAAUACUUACAAUUUAAGAUUUUUAAUGAGCGUUUAAAGAUAUUUUACCCUCUAGGAUUGUCAAAGUAAUAUAUAUAUAUCAAAAUGAACAAUCCUGAUAUCAGGAGUAUAUGCUUUCCUCUUACAGUCACGUUUUAUCAUUAAUUUAGACUUUAAAUGAUAACGGCAUUUACUUACUGCAUGUGAAACAUGUUCAUAAUUCGCCUAUUUUAAUCGUUUGGGAUCUUCUUGUUUUCUGUUUCAUUACGCAUUUUUACGCAAUCGGUUAAACAUUUUGUCUGUUUACUUUGUCGUUUUACAUUGUUAAUUUACAUCUACAAAGUGGUUUGUAUUAAAGGUCUACGUGCAAUUCAUUUGAUGCACUAGUUACAAACGCAUAAGUGCUAUAUACCCUUCACACACAUACUUAUUUUGUUUAAUGUUUUAUAUUUUUAUUCUGAUGGGUUUUGUUACUAAUGUUUUCCUCUAAAGAGGGUUAUAGCACAUGGAAACAUGUAUAAGAUAGUUGCUGUUAUCGUUGUUCUCUUUGAUUUCGAAGAAAUCUUUGCAAUUUUUGUCGCUGAACACGUGCUGAUUUGGAGAGUAUUUCUAAUAAGUGUGAUUACUAGAAAAAGUCAUUAUAAUGUUUGGAUUUAAAGGCCAUUUCUACUGUGUUCGCUCAUCCAGCUUUGUGGUUCCAAUGUUACACUCGUUAGGGAUCAUCUGUUGAACAAAGUUCUUUUCAUUUAUUUCUAUGUUGCCGUGGUUACACUUUUCUAAAGAUUACUGUAGAAUUGGUACGGAAAAGUCCAUGUCCAGAAAUGAAUAGCAUAAUUGUUUAAUUCAAAACUCGUAGUUAUGAGUAAAACUAUAUGUAUUGUAAAAUCAAAUAGAUGCUGUAUGUCUGUUAAUCUACGAGUAUAAAUGAUCACGUUAAUAUGCAAUCAGGAGAUCUACAUCCAAAUUAAGUGCCAAAUAUGAAAUGUAAUUUCUAAAACAUGUUAAUCGUUUUGUGUAUAACAUAGACUGUGCGUCGCCAUGAACACUUGUGUAUAGCAUAGAAUGUGUGUCGCCGUGAACACUUGUGUAUAAUAUAGAAUGUGUGUCGCCGUGAACACUUGUGUAUAACAUAGAAGGUGUGUCGCCGUGAACACUUGUGUAUAACAUAGACUGUGUGGCGCCCUGAACACUUGUGUAUAACAUAGACUGUGUGUCGUCGUGAACACUUGUGUAUAACAUAGACUGUGUGUCGCCGUGAACACUUGUGUAUAACAUAGACUGUGUGUCGCUGUGAAUACUUGUGUAUAACAUAGACUGUGUGUCGCCGUGAACACUUGUGUAUAACAUAGACUGUGUGUCGGAUCAUCAGUGUAAUAUCAAACAGGACAAACCAUACCUAUACUGAAUGUAUUACGUAAUUAUGUACCAUUAUUUAUGAUUAUCAAUAAAAAAUUCUGCACGAGUGUUUGUAUGUUUAUUCAAUAAAGA